AUGCACUGCAGUUUAAGGACUGAUGCUCUUGAACAGGGUCUCUUAACCUUCUUCUGUGCUGUGGCCCCUUUUGACAGUCUGGCAGAGACAUUUGUUUGGGUUAACAGUGCAUCAGCACAUUCCCAGAGUGUUGCCAAGGCCAAAUAUGAAUUUUUAUUUGGCAGAUCUGAAGAGAAAACUCCAGAUACUAGUGAUCAUGGAGGAAGCACUUUACUCCCCACGAAUGUCACAAAUGAAUUUCCAGAAUAUGGGACCAUGGAGGAAAGUGGAGAAGGCCUAAGAGCCUCUCUCGAGUUUGAUGCCGAGUCUCUGCCGUGCUGCCCUCAGGUGCAGCAGAGGGUCCAGUCUCUUGCUGGCCAUCCCUCUGGGCUUCUCAGUGUUACCGGAGGACCAAAAGAUGUCAGAGAGGUCCCCUCUCAGAGUCAUGUCAAGGAACAGAGUUUACAACCCAUUGACUCUUUGAUUUCAGCUCUGAAAGCCACAGAAGCCAGAAUAGUUUCAGGAACAUUGCAGGCUACAAAGGUACUGGAUGGAGAUGCGGUUUCUACUUUUUUAGUUCAGCAGGUGGAACAAGAGCCAGACCCUGCCAGUCAUAAAACACAGAGAGCCAACACACUGUUCCCUGCUGGCCGAGAAAAGUCACCCGAUAUACCUCUUUCAGCUGAAGUUACGGCUGAGGAAAGUUUUUAUUUGAGCAUCCAGGAGGACCUGACUGCACUAUUAACUGGAGAAACUCAAGCAGAGCUUUCCCUAAGAGCUAAUAAUGGGAGAAAGGGGGCUGUCCAUGUGCAGGAGCCAGCUUGUCCAGCAUCCUCCGUGGGGAGCCCCGUGACCCACAGCUCAGUGGGAAGUGCUGGUUUAUUGAGAGAGAGGAGAUCUGAUCAGGGGAGAGAGCACCCAGAGCAAUGUGGUCGAGGCAGCUCCUCAGGACGCUCAGGCCAGGUCAAACAUGUGGAAUUUCAAGGGGUGGAAAUAUUGUGGACAGGAGGGGAGAAAAGAGAGACAUGGCAACCUGUGGAUUUUCAGACAUCAUUGGAAAGGACAACCCCUCCUGAAAGCAAAGAGUUUUCUAAAGUGCCAAGCGAUCUCGUCUCAUCUGCUGGUUUGUGUGAUUCAGCUGGUUUAAUUGAGAGUGUUUGGGAUGACACCUGGAGAGCUCCUUCAGAGAGGCUGGCCACUGGCUCAGGGCCAUUUCUGCCUGAGCCUCUUCUUGAGAGUGGAGAGGAUGAAGUCUUCCUAAGGGAAAACAAGGAACAUCUUGAGACGAAAGCUGAAUUGGAGAGAGACAGGGAAAGGAUUCUUGAGCAAGAGGAGCACUUUCGGGCCAGAGAUGAUGAUAUCCUUGGGUCUGGUUGUGCAGAGGACUCCACUGAUGUGUACAGCUCCCAGUUUGAAACCAUUUUGGACAACACUUCUUUAUACUACAGUGCUGAGUCCUUGGAGACUUUAUAUUCAGAGCCUGAUAGCUAUUUUAGCUUUGAAGUGCCCCUCACUCCAAUGAUACAACAGCGCAUCAAAGAAGGCGGUCAGUUCCUGGAGAGGACAUCAAUGGGAGGACAGCAGGACAUCCUGAGCAUCUCUGCAGAUGGUGGAAUAGUGAUGGGCUAUUCUGGUGGUAUCACCAAUGGGCUGAGUGGCUCCAGUAACUCCACCUACGCGAAAGGCACCCCAGAGAUUGCUUUCUGGGGAAGCAAUGCUGCGGUGAAAACAACACUGCUAGAGGCUCAUUCUGAAAUGGGGAGUACUGAAAUUCUGGAAAAGGAAACCUCAGGAAGUCUCAGUAAUGGUACCAGCAGCAACGUAGAAGCAGCCAAAAGGUUGGCCAAACGUCUUUAUCAACUAGACAGAUUCAAAAGAUCGGAUGUGGCAAAGCACCUAGGCAAGAACAAUGAAUUUAGCAAACUAGUUGCGGAAGAAUAUUUGAAGUUUUUUGAUUUUACAGGAAUGACACUGGAUCAGUCUCUCAGGUAUUUCUUUAAAGCAUUUUCUCUUGUGGGAGAAACACAAGAACGAGAGAGAGUUUUAGUACACUUCUCCAAUAGAUAUUUUUAUUGUAACCCAGAUAUCAUUGCUUCACAAGAUGGAGUCCAUUGCCUCACCUGUGCAAUGAUGCUUCUUAAUACAGAUCUCCAUGGCCAUAAUAUUGGAAAGAAGAUGACCUGCCAAGAGUUCAUUGCAAACCUCCAAGGGGUAGAUGAGGGUGGUGAUUUCUCCAAGGAUCUACUGAAAAAACACCAGGAAACACCUCGCAAGGAGAUAUCUCUGGAUGGUGCAGUGCACUGUGCCCCUGACCAGUGGAGGCACCUUCUCCUGUGGGUCCUCAGCACCUCACCAGACCACCUGUGCGUCCCCUCUGCACCUAAUGAGACGAGACCACCAUUACGGAGGGCAGACUUAGUAGAUUUGCCAUAUAUGGCAAAAGUCAGAAGCUGGAUCAAGGUGAAAUCUGAGAUGACUUCGUUGGCAUCAGCUCUCCUUUGCUGCUCGGGUUUAGCUGCCAUGUGGAAAUUGGCGGCAUUUGGCACCUCGAGGGUCAUGGACAGUUAG
Lipotes vexillifer (Yangtze River dolphin) is the source of this 2547-nucleotide messenger RNA. RefSeq names its product PH and SEC7 domain-containing protein 3. The record is from RefSeq and is a predicted model, not a curated record. Gene Ontology annotation, molecular function: guanyl-nucleotide exchange factor activity. The transcript is spliced from 12 exons. Gene Ontology annotation, cellular component: ruffle membrane. Lineage: Eukaryota; Metazoa; Chordata; Mammalia; Artiodactyla; Lipotidae. Bases 1 to 2547 code for a protein of 848 amino acids. Gene Ontology annotation, biological process: regulation of ARF protein signal transduction.